Messenger RNA from Nematostella vectensis (starlet sea anemone), 321 nucleotides. Its product is annotated as secreted RxLR effector protein 78-like. NCBI's taxonomy places the organism in Eukaryota, Metazoa, Cnidaria, Anthozoa, Actiniaria, Edwardsiidae. The transcript has a single exon. The record is from RefSeq and is a predicted model, not a curated record. Bases 1 to 321 code for a protein of 106 amino acids.
AUGCCCCUGUACGUCGCAUUUUUCGACCUCACCAGGGCCUUUGAAUGUGUAAAUAGAGAAGGACUUUUCAAGGCUUUGCGAAAGAUCGGCUGUCCCCCAAGACUGCACAGCUUAAUCGAGUCCUUCCACAUCAAUAUGGAAGGAACUGUGCAGUUCAACGGCAACCUCUCUGAGCCCUUUGACAUCCGCUGCGUGGUUACACAAGGCUGCGUACUCGCCCCAACCCUCUUUGGAAUCUUCUUCGCACUCCUCCUGAGGCACGCAUUUGGCACCCACAAAAGGGAACCUAACUGCGGACCAGAUCAGACGGCAGGCCGUUAA